Molecule: messenger RNA, 8775 nt
Organism: Symbiodinium natans
Lineage: Eukaryota; Dinophyceae; Suessiales; Symbiodiniaceae
Source: the annotation of a GenBank genome assembly
AUGCUGACCAGGUGCAACGAACUGGCGCGGAAGGCCAUCAAGCACUACGGCAUUUUCCUUGACAGCUACCAGCAAGCGGCGGGCUCGGAUGGGAAGACUGCCGAGAAAGUGGAGAAGGACCACACCAGCACGUACCUGAUCGGGAAGCUGAACCGGGCUCGUCUUCGCACAAAGAUGAGAGGGCUCCCGGUGGAUGAUGACAUCGAGGAGCACAGACUGGCACUGCAAGAGUACGAAGAGAUCCUCCAGUACGGUGAUCGCAACCGUGAGGUGGUGGAUGCAGAUGUGAACAUGGCCAUGGAGCUGAAGCUUUGUGCAGAGAUGGUCGGUGGGCCUGCUCCCAACGAAGCUUGCUCGGCUGGCAAAGCGUCGGAACCGCUGAGGUGUCAAAAGGUCGCCGAUGCGGCGCGCAGCUCUCUUGUAAGUCAGCCGCUGGUCUGGCGCCACCGACAUGCGAUUGCCAGCAUGGUGAAUAUCGCGGCCCACGCUUGGCCCCGUGCUUUGCCGUCUCGUCUCCCGGGCUUUGGCAUGCACGGCGGCCCUUUCAGUUUGCGAUCCAGACGUUCACUACGGACAGCCUGGCUGCAGUUUGUCGCCGUCGAUCUCGACCCACCGGCAGUCGUCUCCGUCGAUGGUCACCGUGCUGAUGACACCACAGCCGCACGCGAGCCCGAAAAGGCCGCCCCGGCGCGCGCCAAUAACGAUGGUACACCGCGACACAGUCGGCCUUUGUGCAGGGCCUUCGGCGGUGGCCGUGGCGGUCGGGGCAACGGGGCCUUGCUGAUCGCGACCCGGAGUUUGGCCACACGGCUGGCAGUUCCACGCGUCGCGGAUUCUUUAAGCGCGCCAUCGCAAGAGCGGGUUGCUGCCGGCCCCGUCGCCGAGCUCCCCGGCUAUGCUGCGUUCGCAAGCGGACCCCACGCAGCUUGCGGCCAUACCAGCGAGCCAGCCUUGACCCUGGCCCUUAGAGGAGUUGCGACACCCGGUGCCGACACUGCGGGACACGCCGCCCUUCAUGCGCCGCGGUGCGGCAGGUUUUCAAUGGUUUUCAUGCAAGCGCUCAGCGAGCUCCGCGCGGCCGCCGCAUCUUGCCCCGCAGCCAAGGUCGGUUCGGCUCGAGCGGCGCGGGCCCGGGCCCGGAAACUGUUCCUGCUCGUGCCACGCAUGCUGCUUACGUGGGCGGCGCAACAAAGCUGCUCCUACCAACAUGGCGAAUGGAGCCAGCGCAUCCGCAGUGCUAGGCUGUCCCGGCAGUGUUCUUCGGCCCACAAACCGGAGCUCCCGCCCGACGAGGUUUCCGGGCGUAAGCGAGACCAGGCGCACGCAAAAGUGCGCUUGGGACCAGGCGCGCGCAAAAGUGCGCCUGGCACGGCGGCCACAUGGCGCGUGUUGACCGACCCCGGGCGACCUCUGCAGCCACGCUCACCCAUACCGGCCGAACUUUUGGCGUACGAACCUGAACGCCCGGUCCAGCUUGCAGCCGGAUCAGUGGCCACGGAGCUGCGCAAUUCCACCCCUCAGUCGAAAUCAAACGGCGCCUCUGGACCGUUGCAGCGCUAUUUAUCUGACAUGUGUGCGAACCUCCCUGUUGAUGUUGUGAGUUUGCCUGCGCAAAUUCGUGAAUCGGUCAACUGCCUUCGGUCAUAUGCAAGUGCUGACCUCUCGGGAAACGGCCACGGUUCUCGUCGUUGUGAGGCUGGAUUUCUGGUGAGCCAUGGGGACACUUCUUGGCCUGUCCCGCUUCGUGAUGCCACUUGCGCUCGCUUCCGUUGGAGAUGUGUGGCGCCAGGCGGUGUUGACAGCAUCCCCAUCCUGAUCUGCAGUUUUUAUGCGCCGCAUGUGGGCAUGCCUUUGCUUGAGCGUAUUCAUUUCUGGACACAGUUGCGAGCUUCCAUUCAAGAAGCGCUUCAUUCCCACCCCCGUGCACGCCUGGUUUUGGCUGGCGAUUCGAACGUGUAUCUGUCUGAAGUCAUGGGCUGCGGCCGUGAAAGGUCUGGAGAGUCGCAGCUGCGUGUACUGAUUGCAUCGCGGGAUUUGCCUAUUCGUAACCUGGUUGUGCACGACGGCUCCACUUGUGCAUGUUCACCCAAUGCUUGUUGCCCGGCUUUAGGUAGUGAUCACAGGCUCAUCACUUUUCAGAUCGCGUUGUCGUCCACAGUUGCUGACGAUACUGCCUCUCCCCGCUGGCCGCGUGUUCGCAACUGGUUACCCAUUGUGCAAGCCUUGCGUCCUCGCCUGUUGGCGUGGACAGCUAAAUUGUCAGAACUCCAUCGCGACGCUAACACGUUUUCCUCCGAAGCUAAGCUAGCCGUGCAAUUCUCGAUGUCCUGCAUGGAGAGUUUGUUCACAUGUUUUGGGACGCGGCUCGCCCCCAGGUGGCUCGUGCUUCCCGUCAUCAGCCCCAGGUGGGACGACGAGUGCUAUAAUAUGAUGGUUCGCAGGAAUGCUGCUUGGCGUUCGUGGUGCCGGGAAGGCACGGCUCAAGCGCGUGAUGCAUACAGCUCCAUGCGUCGUGCGUUUCAUUAUUUGGUUCGCAAAAAGAAAGCCUUGUACUGGCAUAGUUGGCUUCAGGCGCAAGAACGUGCCUCAGCAGCGCGUAAUAUUCGUCGGCAGUUUGGGCCCUCUCGGCGCCCGCUAUCUGCUAACAUGCGUUCAUCCUCUCCACAUGGUGGCGCUGUUGAGGGUGCAGCAUGUAUUGAAGCUUGGCGUUGCCAUUUUCGCGACGUGCCUGUCUCCGCGGGCUCCGUUUCUGCAAGCUCGCCUGACCUGGAGACAGAUGUCCGUCGUUUGCGCCGUCAAAUGUAUGCCACUGCCAGUCGCUUCGAUUUCCUUCUUAGUGAGCCUGAACUCCUGCAGGUCUUGCAACAGCUGCCCGCAAACCGUGCCCCUGGCUCGGACGGCCUGACAUACGAACUCUAUCGGAUUGACGACGGUACUAUGCGCAACGCACUCCUUUCUUUCUUUGAACCUGUGCGCUGCAGGGCGGUGGUGCCGUCAGUAUGGCGCUCUGCGGUUGUCAUGCCGCUGCACAAAACUGGCGCUGAAGAUGAGUUCGCCAAUUACCGGCCCAUCAGCCUGCUCUGUUGCGGCCUCGAGGUCUUUGAAAGGUGGGGCGCCGAGGAACAAAUCUAUACCCUCGUCGAAACGCUGCGCCUCCGUGCCCGCAAACGCGCCUUCUGUGCUUUUGUUGAUGUGCGCAAAGCGUUCGAUGUAGCAUGGAGAGAUGCCGUCCGCGUCCAGCUCGCUGCUAUCGGUGUCACAGGCUCCACGUGGCGGGUUUUGGAUGACCUUCUCGGUGCAACCAGUGCGAGAGUACUGGUUAAUGGCACGUUGUCUGAGCCAUGGGAUGAACGGGCCGGCGUCCGCCAAGGCAGCGUGCUUGGCCCCCUUCUGUUUAACAUCCUUUUUGAUGGUAUUUCGGCCGCCGUUCGUGCAGCUUGUCCUGGUGUCGUCAGACAGUACAUCCCAGCGUGGAUGGUUGCCACGGUGAUGGGCAGCACGGUCAUCCAAGAAGGGAUGGUGGCCACACCUAGCCAAUGUCCAUUCCCUGACCGCCGAGGUGGCCAGCGAUGCAAGUUCAGAUGCCGCAACCUGGCGCGCACGCCAACCGACGCGGUCGAGGACUGGGCGUACACAACGAUGCCUCCAACGCUGCAAAACGCGGAGGUUGCUAUCGGGACCCAAGCCAAAUUCAUGAGGCAACGUCACGCCUGCCGAAUUCAAGGCUCGAGAAGCUCCAGCCGCCCAAAAACUUGGCACGCCAACAGCGUAGCGAAAGACCCGAGCAGCAAGACCACGGUGCAUGCCACCAGGGGUGGCCGAAGAAAGGUGACCAAGCAAACUGGCUUGCCCACGCAGGACUUGCACCGCGAAUGGGUCCCAACCGAGUUCGCCCAAAACGGCGGCCUUGGGUGCGCCUGCUGGCCAACACAGCAAGCGCCGAAAACUCGUGUGCAAACCACGGCUUCCUGCCCAGGCAAUGCAUUGGUGGAAUUUGCGGGUGCUUUUAAAGAUCAACCUGUCGGUUUGCUUGUUCCACCUUUUGGAAGCAUGGAAAAUGACACCCAAGUAGCGAUACUCAUGGACGACAGGGACAACGGAGCCCUGAAGCACAAACCGAAAGUCACGAGACCUACAACCGACAGCAAGAACAGCUGUCUUAUCGGGGCCUAUGCCAAAAGAGAAACGCCGCGGCGCACGAGGACCGCGACCCAGAGGGACAGCCUUUUGCGGCUCGUCUUUGCGCCGCAGGAGAUGGGCAACACGCGUUCAUCUACGAUUGCCCGUGUCGCUCUUCGUUGCAAGUGUGAAGCGCUUGGCAUCGACCUCUACCCGGCUGCACCCCCGAAAAGGCAUGGCGGGGGAGGCCCCGGCGUCUGGACGCACACAACCGGCAGCACGUUUUGGCAGCGCAUGCAAAGCCACGGCGGAGUCCAUGCGGCGGCAACAAACGGCCCGCAAGUUGCGUGGCUCCGCGGGCUCCGCAGCGUCCGCAGCGGAAAAGGCCCCUUGCAUUGGGACCGGAGCCCCCCUUGCCCGCGUCACGGGCGGUCCCCACACCCGAGCCCGCUCUCCCGCAAGCCGUCGUCCAGUAUGUUGAUGCUGCGCCUCCGCCGCUCCACCUCAUUGCUGGCACCAACUUUGGGUGUAUUGCUGGAUGCUGCGGGCUUGUUCUCAGAUUCUGCGCGCCGUGCAUGGCGCAUGCAUCCGGUCAUUGGGGAGUGGUGGCAGCGCACCGUUGAGGCACUGCUCGCGCGCCCGUUUCUGCCCGUGCAGGAGCUUUCUCAGGCGGUUGCUCAUGUCGGGCGGGCGUUUGGGCCACCUGUACUCCUCUCUCCUUCACUGCUUCGCUUCCGCGAGUGGGCAGGGCAACGGCAUGCGCAGGUCGCAUCCCCGCUGAUGCCGCUCUCGCUAAUGCUGCUUCUGUGGCCCGAGGCCGGGAACAAACCACACAGCGCAGGGGGUCCAGUCACGGUGGGGCCACUGCCCCGCACCGGGCCCGCACUGAGGAGGCCACGGAGCCUGCACCUGCGCCCCCAGCGGCUGCCCGUGGCCACGGGCAAAACCGAGGCCGUGGGCGCCGAGGAAGCGGUGGGCGUGUGCCGGCCCCCAAUGUUUCGGCUGAGGCCCACACGCAUGCAGCUGGCGAAGCGCUCGAUUCUCCAGUUGGGCCUCCAGCUCCCACGCAAGGGGAGCAACGGGUUGCCGGCAUUGAAGCAGGGGUGCGACGUGGCCUCGCGCAGCUUCAAGAGGUCGACCAUGGUCGACCUCCCCGCGGAGCUUCGCCGUCGGGCGCUCACGCUGCAAGGGGCUCCGCGCAAACUGCGUGGCACGCUGCGCUACGCUCUCCGCACCGGUUUGAGCGCCGCGCUCGACGCAAGGGAACCCGCUGUAGCCGCCAGCGGCUGGAAGCUCUUCUUCCUCGCGCCCCGGAUGCUGCUGCACCGUGCCGCAGGGCAGAAUUCCGUUCCGGCGAGCGAGCUGGAGCAGCGAUGCGCCUACUUCCGACAGGGAGAGUGGCUGCAGCUGCUCCGCGCGGCGACGGGGACCAGACCUGCAGGGCAGACUGGAGCGCCUCCGUACUCUGUAGGACCAGGUAGCCGUGCUCUGCCUGGGCCUGAAGCCGAGGAUUCCCGCGCAGAGGAUGCCACUCUGGCUCGCGUCGCCCUUCCGCGUGUCCGGCGGGCUGCCACGGAGGAGCAGGAGGCCCCCUUGCCCUCCAUACUCGCCGCCGCACAAGCCGCAGCGUAUUUUGCUGGACAGGGCUAUCAAGCCAAAGUGGCUCAAGCCACACGAUCCCCAUUACGUGAGAUGGACGGUGUCGAGAAUCUUGACCCACCGUCAGAUGAAGAUAUGCAUGUGCAAGUGUCUGCCCGCACCAUAGCUGACAUUGUGCGUCAUGAGGUUCAGACAGGAUUGUCCAGCGUGGAUACCAAGCUGACCAGCCUGCAAAAUGAUGUCAGAAGUCGAGUGGAGGGCAUCGAGAAGCAAUUGAAAAAUCAUGCCGGUCGUCUUGAAAAAAUGGAACAAUGGCUGGACUCGAGAAAUCCCACACCGCGUUCUUGCGCAUCAGAUGUAAGUGGUAAAAUUGAACAACAACUCGCAGAUUUGCAGGCGCAAAUUUCGAGUUUGCGUGUGGACUCGAGCUCGGUGUCGCGAGAUACCACUUGUACGAUGGUUGUCGGCGGCUUACAAUCACUGGAUGGGUUGCACGCAGCAACCACGUGGUUGAAUGACACACUUGCAAGGAUGAGUGGGCCGAAACAUGUGGGGACGUACAGCAAAUCCAAGGAGUGGUUGGGCUUGUUGUGGGCCAAGUUUUCCUCUGUCGGUGAAAGGGACAUGGCUGUUGCACUGAUCCGAAGUGCGAACAUGAACAUGGGGUCAGACAAUGUAUGGGCGACUCAGGACUUGCCGGUCCCAAUUCGAGCAAGGAAGCUCUUUCUCAUGGGUUUGAGAUGGCAGUUGAUCCAGUGGGGAUUCGUCAAGCAAGAAAUCAAGAUUGAUGAUGACUUCAACACCAUGCACAUCGGCUCCUUGUUGGUUGUGAGGGUGACCAACAAAGAUGAUUCUUUACAAUGCACAUGGGCGGACACAUGGGCAGAUUGGACAGAAUUUCAAGAAAGCUCCGAGUUACAGGAGCUUCUCGUGCGUUCCGCGCGAACCCUUCAGAAACAAGCCAAGGGCCAGGGCAAGAGCAAGGGCCGACAGGUGUGGCGAUACUUGUGCAUUCAAAACAUGUGGCAGCAGUUCAGCGAGUGCAAACAGUUGAUGACGCAAGCCAGUCGCACGCAAGCAACGCUGGUCACCGUCUGUCGCAGAAAAGCGCAGGACAUUUUCACGCCUGACCGCAUGGAAAUGCAAGAUCCGCAUGUGGGCUCGCAUGAUGUCGUGCCACCAUUCCACCUUCAUGAGCUGAAACAAGCGAUCAAGAACUUGCGGCAUGGCAAGGCCGCAGAUUGCGAUGGGCUGGUGCUGGAGAUGUUUUCGUUUGCAAGUGAUAACCUAUUGACGUGCUUGUUGGGUUUGUACAACAAGGUGCUAUCGACCGGUUAUGUGGAGCAGUCAUGGAAAAAUACCGUUUUUACCAUGCUGCCUAAAGCGGGCGACAAGUCUUUGGUACAGAACUGGCGUCCGAUUGCGGUCCUCAAAAUUACGUACAAAAUUUUUUCCAAGCUACUAUUGGGACGCUUGGCUCCUUUGAUGGAACCCACACUGUCACCAGACCAAAUGGGCUUCCGUCCUUGUACAGGGGUGGAACACGCGUUAGUGGUGCUUGAUUCAAUGCUCGGGAAGUGUGCGGAAUGGGGAUGCGCAUUGUGGUGUGCAAGUCUUGAUUUACGCAAAGCCUUCGAUCGAGUUAAUCACGAGUCACUUUUUGCAGCGUUGGAUGCGGCUGGCAUGCCUGGUGCAUACGUUUCUUUGCUGAGAUCCUUAUACACGUCACAAACGGGCGCUGUCAGAGAUGGUCGGCCAUUUCAUAUACGGCGUGGGGUCAAGCAAGGUGAUGUUCUCAGCCCUCUCCUCUUCAACGUUGCCUUGGAAUAUGCGUUGGAUAAAUGGAAGCAGCGUCUCAGUCAUCAUGGGUGGGAUGUUGGAACUGCAGUGCGAUUGACAAACAUUCGUUUUGCUGACGAUCUUCUGCUGUAUGCGAAGUCUUGUAGUGAACUUACCACAAUGAUCACGUUCUUGAAGCAAGAGCUGUGCAAAAUUGGCUUGGAAUUGAAUGCAGACAAAACCAAGAUAUUCACAACGCUGUCUCUCGAAUUACCAAUGUACAUUGAAGUUGAUGACGAUUUGCUGGAAGUGUUGUUCGAAGGCAAGACGCACAAAUAUCUGGGGCGCUCCCUAUCCGGAAAUGUUACAAAAAGGGCAGCUGUCGAAGUCGCUCACCGUUCACAAGUGGCUUGGGGGAAGUUCAUGAAACACAAGCACGUUCUGCAGAACAAACAUAUUGCAGUUCGUAAUCGGCUGAAGUAUUUCGAUGCUGUGAUUACUCCCACUGUGCUGUUCAGCUUGCACGCGCUGCCUCUGACCCAGAAGCAACUUCAUGACCUCAAUAUCUUGCAAAGGCGUAUGCUACGUUCUAUUGUUGGUUGGCGACGGGUGGAUGGUGAACCAUGGUCUGACACCAUGACGCGCAUGAAUCAACGGGUCGCCUCCGCCCUCCAACAGCACCCUGUCACUGCGUGGGAUCAGCAAUUGCUGUCUAGGCAGUACAACUUUGCGGCAACCGUGACGAGAAGUCAAUGGCCGAGCUUGGUUUGCAAAUGGGACCGUAGCUUGACUCGAACGGGCAAAAGCAAAAAGCAAAAGGGCUAUGCGGUGCCGGCGUGGGAUGCUGCCACCUUCCUUCGCCUCCUUGCUCGUGCGCGGGCGGCGGGCACCCAGGCUGCGUGGGUCCUCCGGUGGAGUGGCGUCAUCUCCAUCGCUGCGCAGAGCGCGCUUGCGGCUACCUUCCUCCAGCUCCCCGCCCCGUCUGAGCCCUGUGCUGCUGGCACACCCCCAGCCUUGCACGAGGUUCUGGCUGACCUCCCAGGCUUCGAGGCCCCUUCGUUUGGCCAGCGUGCCAUCCGCAGAGAGCUCGAUGCCGCCAGCCUGGCCAUGUUGGACCACGCAGCGAGCGUGUUCACAACGUUGAAGCCAAGCAAGGAAGAAGUUCCAAACUUUAUUUGGGCAAUCUUGGGCAUGCCUUCCAGCCUGAUGCCUGAUGCCCGAACCAACAUCCCGGAGGUGGAUGUGAGCCUCUUCGUCGUGGAGGCCGAGGACGAAUGA